GUGAAUUUCAUCCUAUUCAUCAACAUCAUCAGAAUUUUGCUGAAAAAACUGGACCCCAGGCAAAUCAACUUCAAUAACUCAUCUCAGUACAGACGUCUCUCAAGAUCAACUUUGCUUUUAAUUCCAUUGUUUGGAACCCAUUAUAUCGUCUUCAACUUUCUUCCGGAAUACACCAGCUUGGGAGUCCGCCUUUAUUUAGAGUUGUGUAUUGGAUCUUUUCAGGGGUUUAUUGUAGCAGUCCUCUACUGUUUCCUGAACCAAGAGGUGCAAACGGAAAUUGGUCGGAGAUGGCGCGGUAAGAGAUAUGGACUCAUGCCUGUGUGGAGGAGGACAAGAUGGACUAUGCCUUCUAGUUCUGGAAUAAAAAUGACAACAUCCGUCUGCUAA
Messenger RNA from Tinamus guttatus (white-throated tinamou), 387 nucleotides. The record is from RefSeq and is a predicted model, not a curated record. NCBI's taxonomy places the organism in Eukaryota, Metazoa, Chordata, Aves, Tinamiformes, Tinamidae.